This is a messenger RNA of Macrobrachium nipponense, 2877 nucleotides long. Its product is annotated as cytotoxic granule associated RNA binding protein TIA1-like. The coding region runs from base 192 to 947 and encodes 251 amino acids. The record is from RefSeq and is a predicted model, not a curated record. The transcript has 9 exons. Lineage: Eukaryota; Metazoa; Arthropoda; Malacostraca; Decapoda; Palaemonidae. Gene Ontology annotation, cellular component: nucleus. Gene Ontology annotation, molecular function: mRNA binding.
GAAACACUAUCACAUUUUCGUCGGUGACUUGAGCCCCAGAGAUCGAAACGAACACUCUCAGAGAGGCCUUCGCGCCGUUCGGAGAAAUUUCAGACUGCCGUGUGGUACGAGACCCUCACACCCUCAAGUCCAAGGGAUACGGCUUUGUGUCUUUCAUUAAAAAAGCGGACGCUGAAACUGCAAUCACCAACAUGAACGGGCAAUGGAUUGGUUCUCGCAACAUCCGCACCAACUGGGCUACCCGUAAGCCGCCAGCGCCUAAAAAUAAUGAUGCCAACCAGAAACCCCUGACAUUCGACGACGUCUACAACCAGUCGUCACCUACAAACUGCACCGUCUACUGCGGGGGCAUCACCAACGGCCUUUCGGAGGAGCUCAUGCAGAAAACUUUCGCGCCUUACGGACAGAUCCACGAGAUCCGGGUCUUCAAAGAUAAAGGCUAUGCAUUCGUAAGGUUUUCAACGAAGGAAUCAGCUACACAUGCCAUCGUGUCUGUGCAUAACUCCGAGAUCAACGGCCAACCAGUCAAAUGCUCGUGGGGGAAGGAAUCUGGUGACCCUAACAACACUCCCGUCACUACUCAGGUCAUGACGCUGACCGAUGUGUCCGAAUGCUUGUCUUUGCAGCCGCUGCCGGGGUCGCAGUACCCGUACAACUACGCCGGCCAGAUGGGCUACUGGUACCCUCAGGGCUACCCAGCUCAGGUGCAGGGACAACAGUUCCUGGGCAUGCAAGGCUUCGCUUACGGACAGUAUGGCUACCAGCAGGGAAUGGCGGGGAUGCCAGGUGUUCCCACUUGGCAAGGAGUACCCCAGCCUCAGCUGCCCACUGGUCAAAUGGCACAACUCCAGCAACCGACAUCGAUGGUGGGAGCUUACCCCGUACAGCAGUUCCAGCUGUCGAGCCCCUACCUCCUGGGCAGCACCCCCGGCACCUUGGUGCAGUAAUGGAUGAGGUGUAGGACACUGAUGAAGGUCCUCCCCAUCCUUCUCCUCCUCCUCCUCCUCCUCCUUUGGACGGCGGAAGCAUCACAAGAUGUCACACUAAACUCCUCUGACUAUGUGAUAUGUCGCCGACAACGCAGUGUUUAGUGGAUAUCAUGAUUGUUAAUGCUGCAGUUCUUAAUCUCGGUGUUUGUGGGCAGACUUUUGGCGAGCGUUGGGUGAUGGGGCCUCGCGUGGCGCUGACCUGUCAUGACCCGAGUUACACCAAACCACAUGUUAAGACCUAACUGGAGUGAUGAUGUGCGGUAGUUUUCAUUCACUCUUGUCUUGGUGCUCACCCUCGUGUCAACCCUCAACCAACCAACACCAUAAUGUUGUCACACCAGCGAGAAGGGGGCUGUUGCAUGGAAUUUCAAUAAGCUCAGUUUUCUAUUGAAAAAUCAUGAAAAUUUCACUUGCUGAAGUACUGUACAAAGGCUCCACUAUAGCGCUGAGUCACAACAGAUCCUGGACACAUCAGCAGAGCACACUUACAUCUGUAGGAGAGCUACUAAGGCUGUUUUCAAGUGUCAUAGGAGCGCAGUAGUUGUAGCUUUCAAGACUGUAUUAACGCACAAAGAGUCCACCACGGGUAACAUGGGUGCAUAGCAGAGCCGUGGGCGUGCAAAUACAGUGAUCCUUCCAAAACAAAUGAGGACAUGGGCUUGAGAAGUCCGCCCAUACCGGUCAGCUCAUGCUGAGGUCCCGUCGCCUUCUGUGUGGUCUCUGCAAUGUUGCUGGUUUCAUUGAAGACUCGAUCAGACGUAGUAUCAUUUGGUGUGCAGACCCUCGGACAAGCGUCAGUAUAUUUAUAAUUGCAGUGAAGAACCUCCCACGAGCUUCAUCUCCUGUGCAGACCACCUAAGUACAGUAACAGUGCACCACAUAUCACAUUAUGAUUAUGAAGAAACAGCAACAUUUGCAAUUACAGCCACCAGCAUGUACAUAAGAAAUAUAUAGUGCAAUAUAACUAAGAUAUAACAAUGCCCUCUUACAUAAUUUAAUGAGCACAGAUAGUGGUUAAAAGCGUUGUUAUAUUUGUGUGCGAGGUUCUAUAUUUUCUUAUGGUAUUGUAUAAUGGGUUUUGAGAAAUAAUGGUAAUAUUUUGUUUAAGAGGGCUUGGUAUGUUGAUGCUCGCAAUGUACAAAGACUCAUUAUGGGAAUCUGGUGACUAUGUUAAAUGGGACACUCUUGAUGUGUGUAUAGAUGGUGGGUGUGUGAUGUGGUCUGUAGGAUGCUCCCCAGAACCCAUGUAGUUAGUUGUAGGCCGAUUCCUUUGGUUAUUUUUUGUGACUGUUGAGUGAUUAUAAUAUGUUUGCCAGCCCGUAGUUUAAGUGUGUGCCGUCAGUGUGGAGCCUCACCCUAGAUAUCUGUAUAGGUGUCGCCAAGCUUGUAGUGUGCGCUAGUCACUCAGUGGGCCUGUAGCGGCCCCGCUGAUGCCGCCGCUGAAGCCGCCGCAGCAUGAGCCACGGGACAGUAUCGUAGCCUCCUGUAGCCAAAUGCUUAGUGUAAGGCAGUCUUGUAUACCGACGGUAGUGUAGUGCAGCGUAUUGGGGCUGUGCCUGCUGGGCUGCAGCUGGUCAGUUCCUUUGGUCUAUCACAAAGUUGCUGAAAAGCAAUGAGAUGGAUUUUAGACAACUGACCAUGGGCAUUAUAGGCAGCCCUGCCUCUGGCUGCCAAGACUCAGUGCAGUACUGCUGCUUGCGGGCCGGGGUUGCCGUAGACCCGCCCACAGCAGGACGCCCCACCCGCCUGCGACAAACCACUCUGAACUGCGGUCAGCUUUCACUAGGUUAAUAAGAAGAAUGUAAUAUAUAUUCAUAAUAUAAUGAUACAUAUAUACUGCAUAGAAAAUAUGCACUAUCUAUCGUACGUAGGUUGUCCCAGGUGCCGC